ACAGAUAGAGAUGCUUUAAGUACCAGAAUGAAUCACGCACACAUACAGCUAGCAUAUAGCAUCUUGCUCGUCCCUGCAAAACACAAGUCCAUGCAUCAGCAGAUCUUCGACAAAACAUUCCGCGCGUUCCUACAGACGGCCUUCACUAAACUUGGCACGUGACCUUCAACUAUUACCAAUAGAUCAUUAGCACGAAAUAUUGUUGUGGGUGGUUUGGAGAAGAAUGUCGUCUGUCACCAUGCUGAUGUUGACGAUCUUCGGGAUUUUGGUCAACAUGGCAUUAGCCUUCAUCGACCCUACUCAAGACGCAAAUUUUUUGCCUUCUGGCCAUACGUCUGCUGUUGAGUUUAUGAAUAUGAUAGAGAAUCGCAGCCUUGUCGACCAGAGAAUCCGGCCCAACCAUAAUGGUCCACCAGUUAUAGUUAAAUGUCAGGUGUUUAUAAGCAGCUUUGGUUCAAUAAGUGAGGUUAACAUGGAUUACUCGCUGGAUUUUUUCUUGAGGCAAGAAUGGAAUGACCCACGCCUACAAUAUGAGGGUGGAAAACAGCGCUAUAUAACAUUAACAUCUGAAAGCAUCAAGAAUAUCUGGACCCCGCCACUUUAUUUCCCAAACGAGAAGAAGGGCGAGCUUCAUACAAUGAUCAUUCCCAAUAAGCUGAUUAGGGUAACCCCCAAUGGGACUGUCACCUAUAGCAUCAGGUUGACUUUAGUCCUGUCCUGCCCUAUGCUCCUCACAGACUUUCCACUGGAUACCCAGGAAUGUGCCUUGAACAUUGAAAGCUUUGUCUAUGAGUCCGACGACAUUGAAUUGCAAUGGCAACCAGACCAUAGCCUUAAGAAUCAGGGAGUCGAAAUCCCAAGUACUGUAGGCUUGGCACAAUUCAAAAUAGAUGAUGUAAAAGCAUCGAGUAGAAAUCGAAGCUACUCGAGGACAGGAAGUUUUUCCUCGUUGAGAGCAGUGUUUCAUUUAAAGAGACAGAUAGGAUACUACCUGUUGCAGACUUAUAUACCGUCGAUGCUGAUCGUUAUUCUCUCUUGGGUGGCGUUCUGGAUUAAUAAGGAGGCUGUACCUGCAAGAAUAGCACUCGGUAUCACUACAGUCCUCACUAUGACCACACAACUAACAGGCUCUAGACAAGGGGUACCAAGGGUGUCUUACCCUAAAGCUAUGGACGUGUGGAUGGCAGCAUGCAUGUUAUUUGUGUUCCUUGCCCUGUUAGAAUACGCCGUUGUCAAUGUUAUGUCCACGGUUGAAAAAGAUAAGCAGGCAAGGCAUAGAGAUAUAGAAACUGGAAAGAAGGGUAACAAGAAAAGAGACCGUAGCUCAGUAUUGGCUUAUAACAAGGGAAGGGGUUGUACAGCGCAAUAUGUCGACAACUGCUCACGUAUCAUAUUCCCUGUCUUCUUUGUCAUCUUCAACUGCGCCUACUGGGCCGUGUAUACUGCAGAAUUCCAGACUAUGAUCGUAGAUGCAUUCAACAAGAUCAAGGGAGAGGAGUAACUUAUACUAGCCCAGGGGGCGCUCUGGGUUAUGAUAUCAAACACCCGGAUGUGAUAGAGCUCAAGAGUCUCCCCGGGGUUGUGCAAUUGAUAAACCUAAAUGUUAUACCAUCUUUACGCCCCGGGGAGCCAAGCCUCUAAAAAUGAUCGAGUGCAGUUAAGACAAUUUAGCAACUUUUCCCAGCAUAAUACACUGUAUCGAUGAAAUAUGCCCAUCUAAAACUGAACGAAGUAACUAA
This is a messenger RNA of Owenia fusiformis, 1739 nucleotides long. NCBI's taxonomy places the organism in Eukaryota, Metazoa, Annelida, Polychaeta, Sabellida, Oweniidae. The record is from the annotation of a GenBank genome assembly.